UGAGAACAGCGCAGCAGCCAGUUUACAAAUCAGUUUGCUUCGCUGUUAGAAGGCGGCAGCUUUUAAGGCUGAGCUGAGAUGUUUGAGAGGUGGAACACUCUUGACCAUGAAAUAUGCUCUCCUUACGAGCCUCAGCCUUUCAAAGUUCUGUGCAUUAGAGUCAGGGAUUCCAUUCUUCCUGGAGCUAAGCGUGGGGCCAGCUGUAGUCAGCCCUCCUUUCUCUUGGGGAAGGCUGAUAGGAGUUUAAAAGGCUUGCAGUGGCCAGUGCACAAAGCAUUCCCAGAACCCUCAGCGACCCUUCUCUUUUACCUCUGCCUGUUGGAGACCACUUAGAUAGCGAAGCGGACUGGACGGCUGGAUUCAGGAAGCCAUGAAUCAUGUCACCAGGAGCCAGCUGCAGACUUUAAACUCAGUUCAGCAUGUGGAAGCAGCAGAGAAAUGACCUGUCCAGACAAGCCGGGGCAGCUCAUAAACUGGUUUGUCUGCUCCCUGUGCGCCCCACGAGUGUGUAAACUUUGGAGUAGUCGGCGUCCCAGGACCAGACGGAACCUCCUGCUGGGCACUGCCUGUGCCAUCUACCUGGGCUUUCUGGUGAGCCAGGUGAGCAGAGGCUCCUUUCAGCAUGGGCAGGCAACUGACAGAGGACCACCCAACAGUCGCAACAUCUUCAAGGUACCUUUCCCGGAGCUCCCCCUGGAUGCAACCCUGGCCCCUCCAGAGUCGCAGGGCAAUGGAAGCACAUUGCAGCCCAACGUGGUGUACAUUACUCUGCGCUCCAAGCGCAGCAAGCCUGCGAAUAUCCGUGGCACGGUGAAACCCAAGCGCAGGAAGAAGUAUGCGUUGGCAUCUGUAGUCCCUGAUCAGGAGAUGCUUGUUAGACCAUCCCUUAUACAGCAGGAAGUUGCACGGGAAGUUGCUGAAGUACCUGGUUAUGUUCAGGGUUACCUGAUCAAGGGUGGUGAACGACCCUGGAGGGUGCUGCACGGUCCUGGAGUCAGAACGAGAGGUUCAAACUUGAAGCAGCCUAGGGCCCAAGAGAGCAACAUUAGGAUUUAUAGCGAGAGCGCCCCCUCAUGGCUGAGCAAAGAAGACAUCCGCAGAAUGCGCCUCCUGGCUGAUGGUGAGGUGGCUAGCAUCCUACCAGCGAUCUCUAAGAGUGGUACCCGCUUGCUAGUGUUGGAAGGGAGCACCUCUGGCUCUGUGCCUGGCUGCGGACCUAACCCCUGUGGGCUUCUCAAGCAGCCUCUGGACAUGAGUGAAGUGUUUGCCUUCCACCUGGACAGGAUCCUGGGUCUCAAUAGGACCCUGCCAUCUGUGAGCAGGAAAUUAGAGUUCAUCCAAGACGGCCGACCUCGCCCUAUCAUUCUCUGGGACUCAUCUCUAGCAUCUGCAAGCAAUGAUAGCCAUUCUUCCGUUAAGAUCACCUGGGGAACUUAUCAGCAGUUGCUAAAACAGAAGUGCUGGCUGAAUGGCCGGGUUCCCAGACCUGAGUGGGGCUGCACUGAAAUUCAUCACCAUGAGUGGUCCAAGAUGGCUCUCUUUGAUUUUUUGCUACAGAUUUAUAAUCGUUUGGAUACAAAUUGCUGCGGAUUCAGACCUCGCAAGGAAGAUGCCUGUAUACAGAAUGGACUGAGACCAAAUUGUGAGAACCAAAAUUCUGUGACUUUAGCACACAUUAUCCAGAGGAAGAAUGACCCAAGGCAUUUGGUCUUCAUAAACAAUAAGGGCUUCUUUGACAGAAGCGAAGACAACUUAAACUUCAGAUUGUUAGAAGGCAUCAGAGAGUUUCCUGAGUCUGCAGUUUCUGUUUUGAAGAGCCAACACCUACGGCAGAAGCUCCUUCAGUCUCUGUUCCUUGACCAGGUUUAUUGGGAAAGUCAAGGAGGCAGGCAAGGCAUUGAGAAGCUUAUUGACGUGAUAGAGCGGAGAGCCAGGAUCCUUAUCACCUACAUCAACGCACACGGGGUUAGAGUAUUACCUAUGAAUGAAUGACAAAUGGCUUUCUGCCUUGAGGGCUAUACAUGUGUCACAUUUGGUUUUUCUUAAAUAAAAGAUAUCAACCUUAAGUGGUUCUAAGAAUGAGGUAGCAUAGUUGAAUGCAUGAAACUGACGCAGUUUAUAUCAUGAACUGAGUUUUAAAAGUUUGUAGAGUUUAAAGGUAUGCAGAUUCAAGAAGUUUCAGAAUAACAUAUUGCUUGUAAAAUGCCUGAUGAUAUUUUUUCUUAAGACUCUGGUAUGCGUCUCAGCAUCGUCAUUGCAUAAUGACCCAAAUGAUUAUUCCUACUGAUGUUUAAACCAUUUUCUUGUCAUUUGAGGGAACAGUAUAAACCAGAGACACUGGCUCUUCUAAUAAACCAUUCCCAUGAUGUUUGACUGACCUGACCAGCUGCUAGCAAUGAGUUGAUUGGCAUUGUCUUAUUGCUUAUGGUUACAACAGCUUUCCCAACAUUAUCCAGAGGCAAUUGUACAUCAGGAAAUUGAGGCAUGAUCUGCAAGAGCAGCAGUCUUGAAACACCUUCUAAGUAAACAUGGUAGUAGAUUCGGUACAAAUGACCAGUAUAUUUUCUAGAGUCUAAGAUAAUCAGCUACCUCUGAACAACAAAAAUCUAUCCUUUCCUUUUUAAGAAAUUUAUUGACAACAUAGAAAUAUCCAUAUGUAACAAUCGAUAUAUUAGUUAAAUCUGUUGUCUCAAUUUUGAUCUGAUUUAUGACUUGUGGUUAGAAAACUAAAAAGUUAUGAGGCAUGUUGUUACCUGUUUGAAAAUUUACUUGUAAAAUCUCUUAAUGUUCUUAUUGGUUGCUUAGUUUAAAAAAAUAAUUAAGGUUUCAUGUAGUUAAUAGUUAAGUCCAUGCUGGUUUUGAACUCCUUAUGCAUCAGAGGAUGAGCUUGGUCUUCUGAUGUUCUGUCUCCCAAGUGUUGGGAUUACAGAUAGGUAGUGCUCAGGGUCAAACUUGGGCCUUCAGUCAUGCUAGAUAGACGCUGUAUGACUAAAGCCCAUAACCCCAGCCCACUUUUAAUGAAUACUUAACAAUUUGUCAUUUUUUAUUUUAUUUUUUUUUAUUAUUCUUUUUUUUCCAGACAGGCUUUCUCUGUGUAGCCCUGGCUGUUCUGGAACUCACUCUGUAGACCAAGCUGGCCUUGAACUCAGAUAUCCGCCUGCCUCUGCCUCCCAAGUGCUGGAAUUAAAGGCAUGUGCCACCACUGUCUGGCAACAAUUUGUCACUUUAUAAAGGAUAUACUGUAAUUUCUGAAGUUUUUUUUUUUUUAUCAUAGAGGACUUCCUUGGUAUAAUUAGGUUUCAUCUGAUUCAACUGAUUAUCUAGGUAUUGACGAUAAGUUCAGAUAUUAAAUAUAUUAUAUAGAUCAGUUCAAUACAAGAAGUCUUAAUGAAACCCAACACACAUGACUGGAUUUUCUCACAGAGAAAACACAUGGAUAGAGAGCAUAUGGCAACAAAUUCGGCAAAAUAUUUUUUUCUUUUUGUUUUUGUUUUUUUUUUUUGUUUUUUUUUUUUCGAGACAGGGUUUCUCUGUGUAGCCCUGGCUGUCCUAGAACUCACUCUGUAGACCAGGCUGGCCUCGAACUCAGAAAUCCGCCUGUCUCUGCCUCCCAAGUGCUGAUAUUAAAGGCGUGUGCCACCACCGCCCGGCCAAAUUAGGCAAAAAUUAAAUCUCAACUAAUUCUCCCCCAAAUCUCUCUACCAGAUCAUUCAUUAAUUUGGAAGAACUAAGACACAGAAAGUUCAUGCUCUGAGUCUUUUGUCCUGGGAGAAUUUGCCAGGUCAUCACUUAUCCUUCUUAUAUGGAGCCCUCGAAUCUAGAGCAAAUUAUGCCUCUCUUGCUUUCAGCUCAAUUACCCCUUAUUUGAAAGGUUAUUUGAAAGAUUAGCCAGGUAUAAUGGUACAGAUCUGAAAUCCCAGCACCCAGGAAGCCAUGGAAGGCUUGCGAGUCUGAAGCCAGUCUGGUCUUCAUAUUGAUAUCCUGUCUGAAAUGUGCCCCUCUCUUCAUAAAAGCUGAUUUACUGACUUUUUCUUCUUUUGGAAACUUUAAAAAAAUAAAAAGUUACACAUUUUUUAUCACA
Mastomys coucha (southern multimammate mouse) is the source of this 4081-nucleotide messenger RNA. RefSeq names its product golgi associated kinase 1B (gene Gask1b). Lineage: Eukaryota; Metazoa; Chordata; Mammalia; Rodentia; Muridae. The record is from RefSeq and is a predicted model, not a curated record. Gene Ontology annotation, cellular component: Golgi apparatus. The coding region runs from base 439 to 1992 and encodes 517 amino acids. The transcript has 5 exons.